GUGUCACAUUGAGUAGAACUCCCAGUGUUUUUUACCUUAUGCUCUAUACCACAAGGCCAGCAAAUUCUUGAUGGGAUUUCAACUUAAGUUCUUUGGUUUUUCGGUUUGCCUACUGUUAACCCUAAGCUUCUCUCAUGGAAAGAACGUGACAGUUAAGGUAUUUGGACUCAUGCAUUGCAGAGAGUGCAUCAGGCAUGACUUUAGCAGCAGCCAAGAAUCCAUGGGGAUCCACGUCUCCAUAAGCUGCAAGUCCAGGAACAGAGAGACGAAGCCACAGGGAAAUGGAGCCAUUGACAAUGAAGGAAAAUUUUAUGUAAUGCUAUCUGCUGAGAUCACAAAACAUGGAAAUCCCCUAGACGGGUGUUUUGCGAAGCUUCAAAGUGCAUCUGCUGCACCAUGUCCCAUACAAAGUGCCCAGACGGCAUCAGUCAAACUCCUUGCCACUGAGGAAAAUGCCACACAAGCAGCAUACAAUAGGCCGACAAUAAUACAGUUCUCUCCUGUGACAUGCCAAUCAGCCAUCUUUUGGCCACUACCCAACUUCACAUUUUUCCCCAUUGGGCCACCUCCCACAGGGGAGCCAAUGGGGUUUGCUCCACCACCUACCGAGGCUCUUCCUCCACUUGCAACUCCCAUCCAAUCACCAACUCCUCCACAUGAAAUUUUUUUCCCACCAACAGCCUCAUAUUUGCCGCCUGUUCCAUCUCUUCCACCACCGAAUCCAAAAUUUGGUGAUCCAUCUCCACCACCAGAUGUCAACUUUGGAACUACAUCACCAGCUCCAGCAUCACCACCCUCAUAUUUGCCGCCUGUUCCAUCCCUUCCACCACCCCCUCCAGAAUUCCGUGAACCAUCUCCACCACCAGAUGUCAACUUUGGAACCACACCGACCACGCCAGCACCAUGGUCUCAGAGCCCACAAAACAAACCUAAUCCUAAGAGCAAGGGCACAUCUCCUCCACCUAUCCCAAAAUAUGAGACACCACUACUUCCUCCACAAGUUCAGCCAUCCAAUGCACCAAUUCCAUCCCCAACUCCCAAGUUCCAGAAGCCAAUUCCUCCACCAUUUUCUGAGCACCCAUUACCAAAACCGCCUCCUCAAAGCAACCAACUACCUCCUCCUCUCACAUCACCAUUUUAUCAAACGCCUUACCCCACACCACCUCCAGUUCUUCCUGCCAUUCCACCACCACAUGGAGAACCCCAUCCUAAGACACCAAAUGCUCCACCACCAUUUGCCCAAAACCCAUAUCCUCCACCACCAAAUCCCCAACUCAGAACGCCAAUACCAACUUCCCCUACUGGAUCACUAAACCCACCAAAUCAGGGGAACCCAAAUGCCAUCCCCAGAGCUCCUCCUGUUCCACGGCUUCCUCCAAUCCCCACAGUCCCAAGAAAGUACUUCAACCCACCAAAAUCAAAAUCCCAACCUCCACGUUCCUCUUACUUCUCCCACCCCUGAUUUGUGUUCUUUAGGAGCACCGGGCACAAAAAGAGCGAUCGUGCGUUACUUCUAUAUAUAAAUAAUAACCAUAUAUUUAUUAUUGAACUGAAUUGUACUAGUACUAUGUGGAAAUUUUGUGCUCAGGUAAAUAAAAUCGUGGUCAUGUAGAAUAUUA
Messenger RNA from Sesamum indicum (sesame), 1619 nucleotides. RefSeq lists its product as uncharacterized. NCBI's taxonomy places the organism in Eukaryota, Viridiplantae, Streptophyta, Magnoliopsida, Lamiales, Pedaliaceae. The record is from RefSeq and is a predicted model, not a curated record.